AUGAGUCUACCACUAUGGAGCGAGGGCAGUGAGAGGGGCUCUCAGACAGAUAACACUGUUGAAAUAAGCGACAUUGAGGCGCAGAGUAAUAUCUCCGAAAAGAGAUCAGACCCAAGUGUACCUUUGUCAAUGGGAGAAGGAAAAGCGAUCCCUCCACUAUUGCCAGACGAAGAUGAUUAUAUCGUCACAUUCGACGGCCCGGACGAUCCGGAACAUCCUUUCAACUGGAGUUUCACUGUGAAACUAUACACCUCAAUUAUGGUGUGUUUUGGCACCUUCAUUUCAUCUUUUGCGAGCGCGGUGUUUGCCCCAGGAACUGCGGGCGUAGCCAAGGCGUUUGGAGUAAGUACCGAAGUCGGAAUUCUUGGGACAACUCUCUUUGUUCUCGGGUUUGCAUCUGGCCCAAUGUUCUGGGCGCCGUCUUCCGAGUUGAUCGGAAGGCGAUUACCCCUGACUGUGGGCAUGUUCGGUGUGGCGGUGUUCAGCAUUGCCUCUGCUGUCGCGAAAGAUAUUCAGACUGUUAUCAUCUGCCGCUUUUUUGCUGGGCUAUUCGGCGCCAGUCAGCUCUCAGUGGUUCCAGCCGUACUAUCAGACCUUUUUAAUAACAUUCAGCGUGGACCUGCUAUCACCGUUUACUCACUUGCAGUGUUUGUUGGCCCCUUUAGUGGCCCUUUUAUUGGCGGGUUCAUCUCGUCCAGCUUCCUCGGCUGGCGAUGGACACUCUAUAUCCCCGCGUUCAUGGGCUUCGCAUGUUGCAGUGUAUUUGUACUGUUUCUAAAAGAAACCUAUGCUCCAUGCCUGCUCAUUUCAAAGGCAGAAGUACUCCGGCAACAGACCUCCAACUGGGGAAUUCAUGCUAAACAAGAGGUGGUAAAGGUUGACUUCCAGGAGUUGGUUGAAAAGUAUUUUACGCGGCCAUUGCGAAUGUUGAUCACCGAGCCCAUUAUCCUGGUUGUCUCCCUCUACAUGUCCUUCAUCUACGGACUCGUGUACGCCCUGCUGGUAGCCUAUCCCUACGUAUUCGAGUCAGUCUAUGGGAUGAAUCCUGGGCUCAGCGGCCUCACCUUUUUUGGUCUCAUUAUUGGCCAAGUGCUAGCAUGCGGCUUUGUUCUCUCUCAGCAAUCCAUCUAUGUGAAGAAAUUAAUUGCGAACAAAAACGUCCCCGUCCCCGAAUGGCGGUUACCGCCCGCUAUUAUUGGUGCCCCGAUUUUCACCGUGGGAGUAUUCUGGUUCAGCUGGACGGGCUUUACGUCGACAAUCCAUUGGCUUGCUCCAACUGCCUCGGGAGUUCUCAUCGGGUUUGGUAUCCUGUGCAUCUUCCUUCCCUGUUUCAACUACCUGGUCGAUUCCUACCUUCCACUUGCUGCGUCUACCGUUGCUGCGAAUAUUAUUCUCCGAUCUAGCGUCGCCGCCGGCUUUCCCCUGUUUGCCAAGCAGAUGUUCAAGAAUCUCGGGGUGCAGUGGGCGGGCACCCUGAUCGGAUGUUUGGCGGCGAUCAUGAUUCCGAUCCCGGUGGUAUUGAAGAAAUAUGGGCCGCGGCUACGGGGGAAGUCGAAACUCAUGCCAUAA
Molecule: messenger RNA, 1569 nt
Organism: Aspergillus bombycis
Lineage: Eukaryota; Fungi; Ascomycota; Eurotiomycetes; Eurotiales; Aspergillaceae
Product: MFS transporter
Exons: 5
Coding region: 1-1569 (522 amino acids)
Biological process (GO): transmembrane transport
Molecular function (GO): transmembrane transporter activity
Source: RefSeq, a predicted model, not a curated record